Molecule: messenger RNA, 1131 nt
Organism: Dromaius novaehollandiae (emu)
Lineage: Eukaryota; Metazoa; Chordata; Aves; Casuariiformes; Dromaiidae
Product: endosome-associated-trafficking regulator 1-like
Exons: 1
Coding region: 1-1131 (376 amino acids)
Biological process (GO): positive regulation of cilium assembly; positive regulation of protein localization to cilium; regulation of cytokinesis
Cellular component (GO): ciliary basal body; midbody; early endosome
Source: RefSeq, a predicted model, not a curated record
AUGCCACGACCGCUUGUCAUCUCUGGGACACUGGAGAGGGCCUGCCCAGAAUCUCAAGGCCUGGAUAACGACGAUGAUGAUGACAAUGAAGAACUCAGCUACCCCUGUCACUCCACAUCUCCUACAUCCCAGUCCAAGGGCCACGACAGCUCAGGCGAUGGUCAGCUGGAGGAUCCAGGUGAAUCCAUUCCAUUUUCAUUAAGGGGUUUUUUAAAACCCAGGCACUCUUGCACAGUGAAAGAUGAAGGGCUGAAAAAUAGAAUGUAUGCCAAGAGCUUGGCCAGGCAUGCACUGGAACUUGAAGAGGAUGGUCAGGAGUUUCAGGAACCAUUUUACAAAGACAUGGGAAUGUCUGGCAGCUUGUCUGAAGAUGAGGACAAUAGCUGGACCAGGAGCUAUCACCUUCCUGUGCAUGAAAGAUCACAUGGGUCCAGAGUCACCAAUAUGGCACCAUCCAGCUCCUAUGACUCUUUCCAACAUAACCCAGGCAAGCACUUGGAGGUGGAAGCGUUUGCCCCAUGGGUCCAUGCCAGCCACCCUUAUCUCACAUACCCGGAGCACACCAGGGUAGCACAGCCCCACAUGCUCCACGAAGAGUCCAUUGGGGACAGGGAGUUCCCUUCCCUGCAGCUGACCUACGAAGAGCUCAGGGAGGAGAACUGCAUGCUUAGGUGGAAGAUCAGGAGCAUGCAGAGCUUCUCGGAAAGCCAAGCACACACAGUGAGGAGCCUAGAGAGGCGUUUGAAAGCCAGUAUGGUCAAAGAGGAGAGAGUAGCCCAAGGGUUAGAGUCCCUUGUCCAGCAGACUGGACGGAGUCUCCAACUGAUGACCCAGAGGGCUCUGGAGGCAGAAAACAAUGUGGAAAAGUUGAAGCAGGAGAUGUUUUUUCUCCAGGGAGAGCUGGAGAGUUUUAAGGUGGAGAAUGAAAACCUGAGAGCUGGCCAAACUACUGACCUGGGGGCAAUGAAGCAAAACAUAGACAUCGCCUUGCAGAAUCUCCACAGGAUAGUAACUGGUGCAAACUGGUCCAUCAGACAGUUGGUCUCUGGAACAGAAUUGCUGCAUUUUGUUGCUGAACUCCUCAAAUCUACAGGCAAGAUUUCCGAAGUUGAAGCAGAAGAUGGUCUAUGA